GAAAUAUACACAUUUAAGAAAAAGAUGUUAUGUUCAUCGUAUGAAGUGUACAAAGGAAGUUCACUCAAAAUGGCACGAUCUCGGAGUGAGAAGCCACUUAUGGAAGUCAAUCUGAGCUCAUUAUCAAAGAAGAAUAUGGCAGUAUUUGAGCAAUCGCAAAAGACACCCGCUGUUUACGCUCGUCGUCAGCGCUUUACAGGUAAAUCGAGAUACGAGAUGGCGACGGGUGAAAAAACAGCACAAUUGGAAAGAGAAAACUUCGGUAGUAAAAAUCGGGUUUUCUCACUACCAGACGGUACGCGUUGUAAGGCUAUCCAGCGUGGAAGAUCUUUUGUAGUUUCGGAUACCAAGACCGGAGAAACACUGGCAACAUUCGGUAAAAGUGUGUGGUCGUUGAGAAAACAUGGUGUUCUGCGCAUGUGCGCAAUUGAACGCGAUAAUACGUCUGCCACCUUUAUAUUCAUGGCUGUGGUGAUUCUCAUACGUUCUGACAAAAGAC
Wallemia mellicola CBS 633.66 is the source of this 499-nucleotide messenger RNA. RefSeq lists its product as hypothetical. The annotation marks the transcript as partial. The transcript has 2 exons. The record is from RefSeq and is a predicted model, not a curated record. Lineage: Eukaryota; Fungi; Basidiomycota; Wallemiomycetes; Wallemiales; Wallemiaceae.